GUUAAACUGUGUGUUGUUCCGUUUUGAACAAAAAUCCACCCCCUCCACCACUAACACUCAGUAGAAGCAGUAUGUACUAUCUCCAAGGUACACAGCAGAAAUUCACCAAAGAUCCUCAGAUAGCACCUUCAAACACACAAGAGCAGCAGGAGAUAACCAGGUGCAGAGCUGGACAAACACAGCAGGCCGAGCGGCAUCAGUGGAGCAGGAAAGCUGACGUUUCGGGCCCAGACCGUUCUUCAGAAAAAUUCCCCCCCUUUUCGUUAUGUGUAAACUAAAGCAAGGUGUCCAAGACUCGACUGGGGGCAGCAGAAAAGGCUGUUUUAUUGUAGGGAAUGUUAAAAUUGAUGUGGAAUAUCGCAGUAAGUUUCUGAUGCGCAAAGGUGUUAUAUAAAUGCACGUUGUUGUUGUAGUAAUUUCAUUACUUGAGAGCCGGAAGCACUCCCCGCGGCCAAUCGCCCAAUCCCGCAAACAGGGGAGCAAAACGCAUGCGCAAUUGGGGUCAAAGUACAGAGCAUGCGCGGAACCAGUAAUGGCGGCUCACGGACCUUCCUUACCUUCGGUCCGAAAACGGUGAUGGACGGAGACUGCCGAGAUCCCGCGGGAGCCGAUCAGAAUCUAGAAACACAGACAAAGUAAGGGAUGAGCUAACCCACUGUGGGGCUGGAGGAAUACAAGCCAGGCAGCAUCAGAGGAGCAGGAAAGCUGACGUUUCGAGUCGGGACGCAUCUUCAUCUGACCACUGUGGUUUUGACAUUUUUUCUUGUGCUCUGGUUUGCAAGGUGCUGACCGGAUAUUAGAAGGACAGGAUUUGCAUUUGGGCCAUUCAAACCACAUGCCACAUCAGGAUCUGACAGAGCCACUCAAUUUGUCUUAGCCUGAACAUCAUUGGAUUUUGACCAUGGAAGGAAACAGCACCGUUCUCAGUGAGGAGAAACCAUACACAUAUUCUGUGUAUGGAAAGUGCUUUGCUGAUUCAUCCAACCUGCAGAAACACCAGCGAGGUCACGCUGGAGAGAAACCGUUCAACUGCUCCCAGUGUGGGAAGGGAUUCGCUUGGUCAUCCAGCCUGCUGAGACAUCAACGCAGUCACACUAAGGAGAAACCAUUCACCUGUUCUGAGUGUGGGAAAGGAUUCACCAAGUCAUCCAAACUUGUGGAACACCAGCAAAUUCACGCUGGGGAGAAACCAUUCACCUGCUCCAAGUGUGGGAAAGGAUUCACCACGUCAUCCAACAUGUUGAGACACCAACGAGUUCAUACUGGGGAGAGACCAUUCACCUGCUCUGUAUGCAAAAAGGGAUUCACUCGGUCAACCCAUCUGCUGCAACACCAGCGAGUUCACACUGGGGAGAAACCAUUCACCUGCUCUGUAUGUGGGCAGGAAUUUGCUCGGUCAACCCAUCUGCUGAGACACCAGCGAGUUCACACUGGGGAGAAACCAUUCACUUGCUCUGUGUGUCAGAAGGGAUUCACUCAGUCAACACAUCUGCUGCAACACCAGCGAGUUCACACUGGAGAGAGACCAUUCGCUUGCUCUAUGUGUGGGAAAGGAUUCACUCAGUCAACCCAUCUGCUGCAACACCAGCAAGUUCACACUGGAGAAAGACCAUUCGCUUGCUCUGUGUGUGGGAAGCGAUUCAUUCGGUCAACCAGACUGUUAACACACCAGUGUGCUCACACUGGGUAGAAACUGUUUACUUGCUCCAUGUAUGAGAAGGGAUUCACUUGGUCACCCAUCUGUUAACACACCAGCAAAUUCACAAAGAACCAUAGUUGUGAAAGAUUUUGUUCUUACUCACACCAAAGAAUGAACCUUGGUCAUUGGGCUGUUUGUACUGAAGUUACUAAACCCUGCUGUAUUAAAGGGUCUGAUAAAAUUUGGAUAAAAUGACCAUGUUUUUUUUAAUCUGUGGGGACUGUAAGGGUGGCCCAUCUUUAUAAGACACGAGGUGGCCAACAAGGUGAAGUGUUAAAGGGUGAAUGUUUGUUCUGCUGACAUGUAAGAAAUUAGGUGCUAAGCUGUGCCAUGGGCACCUCUGUCUCACAGACAAAAAUGUGCUAAUCUAAUUAUUCUCUGCUUUCUGUAAAUGUUGAACUAAGGCUAAAAAGAUGAGGAACUGUCUAGAGCAGUGAUUGAGAAUUGAGGAACUGUCUCGUUGUACACAUUGUUUUUGAGUAGCUAAACUUUGCUGGUAAAGUUAGGUGAUUAAGUCAUGUACUAUCACUGUUGCUAGGCAUAUGACUAUGGGGAAGUAAAAAGUUGUACCUUGCAUACAUGACUGACUGUGAUGUAAAAUCUACAUAAAGGGAAGACGGUUCCCUUAAUAGGGGGCAUCACUGUGCAAUACGCCCACGUAUAGCGUGCAACUUGUAGAGUGAUCCUCCAUAUUUGUAAACAUUUACUUAAAUAAAUGCUACUGCGAG
Messenger RNA from Stegostoma tigrinum, 2427 nucleotides. RefSeq names its product zinc finger protein 239-like. NCBI's taxonomy places the organism in Eukaryota, Metazoa, Chordata, Chondrichthyes, Orectolobiformes, Stegostomatidae. Gene Ontology annotation, molecular function: DNA-binding transcription repressor activity, RNA polymerase II-specific. The transcript has 3 exons. Gene Ontology annotation, biological process: negative regulation of transcription by RNA polymerase II. Bases 902 to 1690 code for a protein of 262 amino acids. The record is from RefSeq and is a predicted model, not a curated record.